AAUGACAGUUAAAAAGCAAUAACCAAAUAAUCCAUCAUCCAGACUAGUAUGAAAACAAACAGGUGAUAAUGACCCAUGUGCAAAGAUUGAUUGAUGAAGCUCUUCAUGCAACAAAUCGUGCUAUUGAAUUUGAUAAAAAUGGCAAUCAUGAGGCAGCAGCAGCCUAUUAUUAUAGGGCCGCCGCAGAUUUAUUGGAUCAAGCCGUGGAAACAGUAACGGAUGAAACCAAUAAAGAACUGUGGGAAUCCAAAGCUGAUUCAUAUAGAAAACGUGCGAACAAAUUAGAACAAAUACAUGAUAGUCGUCAGCUCCCAAUUGCUCAAUCUUCUCAAGAUAAACAAUUAUCUCAAUGUUAUUUCUUAUUUGAUCAAGGAUUACUUGCAGACGAAGCUGGGGAUACUGAUAAAGCUGUAGAAUUUUACACUCAAGCCGUUGAAGCUGGUAUCGGAUUUAAAUGUGAUGAUGAAGAAGUAAUGAAAAAGAUUAAAACCAUUGCUUUGCAGGCAUUGGAAAGGGCUGAAAAGUUAAAAGGUAUCAAUACUGAAGAGAGUCAAAAGAGUGAAAGCUUAGAUUCUGUACCCAACAUACAAAAUUUAACGUUAAAACAAUCAACAACCGUCCAUAAAAAACCAGCCCUGCAUCGUGGUAGCAGUGCUCAUUUAGAAGUGACUGGCGGGGAUAAAGGUUAUUCAGAAGAGGAAAAACGAGUUUUAUUAUUAACAUCAGAAAUAAACGAAAUAAAAUAUGUACCGUUCAUGUCAAUGGAUUUAAAUGAACAAUUUCGUUACGCAAUACCAUUUACCGAUCGUGAUGGUAAAUUAGAAUUAGCUCCAAAACAAAAACGAGAUUUUAUUGAAUGGAUACGCCCAGAUGAUAUUAGCCCUGAUCCAAAAUUAAUUGCUGGACCUACCGUGGAUUGUUUUAGUAUUAAACAAACAGUCAUUUCAGAUUGUUCGUUUGUUGCAUCAUUGGCCGUAAGUGCACUUUACGAAAAGCGAUUUAAUCGUCCUCUAAUUACCUCUAUAAUUUAUCCACGAGAUAGUAAAAAUCGUCCAAUUUAUAAUCCAUUUGGUAAAUAUAUGAUAAAAUUACACAUAAAUGGUGUGCCUCGAAAAAUUAUAAUUGACGAUUAUUUACCAAUCGGACGUUAUAAUCAACUGUUAUGUUCGUAUUCAAGUAAAAAAAAUGAAUUUUGGGUAUCGUUAUUAGAAAAAGCAUACAUGAAAGUUAUGGGUGGAUAUGAUUUUCCUGGAUCAAAUAGUAAUAUUGAUUUACACGCUUUAACAGGCUGGAUUCCAGAAAGAAUAGCUAUACGUAAUAAUGAUCCAACCUUUAAUAAAGCAUCUAUAUUUCAAAUGUUAUUAACAAGAUUAUCUUCAGGGCAUGUUCUUUUAACUGUUGCUACAGGUGAAAUAUCUGACGCGGAAGCUAAUAGAUCAGGUUUAGUUUCUACACAUGCGUAUGCAGUACUUGAUAUAAAAGAAAUCGAUGGUAUACAACUAUUUCUACUAAAGAAUCCAUGGUCACAUGUUCGAUGGAAAGGAAAUUAUUCUGAAUUAGAUACAGUUCAUUGGAAUCCGAUGUUAAAAAGUAAAUUAUCAUAUGAUCCAUAUUCAGCUGCUGAAUUUGAUAAUGGUGUAUUUUGGAUUGAUUAUGAAAGUAUUUGUAAUUUUUUCGAUGUAUUUUAUUUAAGUUGGAAUCCUGAAAUAUUCCAGUAUACAUAUUGUAUUCAUCAGUCGUGGCAGGCAGGUACUGGUCCAAUACGUGAUGCGUAUAAUAUUGGUGAAAAUCCACAGUUUUCUUUAGAAGUUGAAGAAUCAUCGGGAGCGGUAUGGAUUCUAUUAACACGUCAUAUCAUGCAAAUUGAAGAUUUCAAGGAAAAUCGUGAAUAUAUUACUGUAUUAGUUUAUAAAAAUAAUGGAAAAAGGGUUUAUUAUCCUAACGAUCCAGAACCUUACAUUGAUGGAAUAAGAAUAAACAGUCCACAUUAUUUAUGUAAAAUAAAGUAUGGUCCAACAAAUCCUCGUAAAUAUACUCUGGUUGUAUCACAAUAUGAAAAGAUGAAUACGAUAUAUUACACUUUAAGAGCGUAUUCAACAAGUCCAUUCAAAUUGAAGAAAAUUGAAAAUCCAUAUAUAGUCAAAGAAACGGUAGCGGAUAAGUGGGAUAGCCGAACUGCUGGUGGUUGCCAAAAUCAUGUUACAUAUAAAAUGAAUCCUCGUUAUUCUGUUCUAGUCAAUUCAAAUUCGAAUAACAACAAAAUAUACAUUGAUUUAAAAGGACCUAAAGAAUAUCAAAUUGGAUUUGAUGUCACAAUAACGAAAGUGGACGAUGAGACGUUAACAGCUCCAUUUAAUACAAAAUCUUCAGGAGCUUUUAGAUCUGGAUUUGUGUAUAUGGAAAUUGUCGUUCCGGCAGGAAUUAUUGAUAUUAUUCCAUCAACAUAUCUACCAAACUGUGAAGGACCAUUUAUAUUAACUGUUAAGGCAUCAUGUCCAAUACAAAUAAAACGCUUGCAGUAACACUUUGCACUUCUAAUAAAAUGCUUUA
Messenger RNA from Chrysoperla carnea, 2550 nucleotides. RefSeq names its product calpain-7-like. The transcript is spliced from 10 exons. Gene Ontology annotation, biological process: proteolysis. Gene Ontology annotation, molecular function: calcium-dependent cysteine-type endopeptidase activity. Lineage: Eukaryota; Metazoa; Arthropoda; Insecta; Neuroptera; Chrysopidae. The coding region runs from base 69 to 2522 and encodes 817 amino acids. The record is from RefSeq and is a predicted model, not a curated record.